UUUAUUACAAUCUGAAUAUGUGUAUUGAGACAUUAGUUGUAUCUUGAAACAUGGGGGAAACUUUUGGCGAGAUCACAGAUGAAGAACUGAACGAGGCUUUUAAUCGGGUAAAAGAAAAGUUUAAUGGAUAUGAUAUUAUGAGAGAAAGUUUCUACGAAAUUCGGGAUGGUAUAGGUGACAUAGUCAAAACGUGCUCAAAAAAUGUCAAAGUUGUCAUCUAUGUGAAUGAUGUUUUGGAUAGUCCCAUAACAGUGCAAUCAGGAAAUGCCGAAAACAGACUUAGAAUUACAAUCAAAUCGAGAGGACGAGUGUCCUACAGCUGGACGAAGGAAACAUGGGGGAAGGUAUUUAGAGAUGCUUGGAUUGGAAUAAAGUCUCUCCUCCAAAGAAUACUUACGUUUAUUGCAUCCAACGCAAGAAGUCUUCUUGGACUUGGGCAAGCGGCCUUGGCGGCAAUCGGCUUUUAA
Saccostrea echinata is the source of this 467-nucleotide messenger RNA. RefSeq lists its product as uncharacterized. NCBI's taxonomy places the organism in Eukaryota, Metazoa, Mollusca, Bivalvia, Ostreida, Ostreidae. The coding region runs from base 51 to 467 and encodes 138 amino acids. The record is from RefSeq and is a predicted model, not a curated record. The transcript has 2 exons.